ACCAUUCUUGAUCUUUUCCGUAAUCCACCACCUAAUAUUAAUCAUCUAGGGUUCCUCUAACCACCCAAGAAAAAAGGAAGAAAAAGUUUAUUCUAGGGUUUGUCGUCAGCUUCUAAAUUGUUCAUCUACAAUGGAGAAACCUGGUGGCUUCUGGAUCCCGAAGACAAGCAACAAAGAGUCAUCGUGGGAAGAGCUGGCCUUUGCGGAAGACGAUGCAGCUGGAUCUUUGUGGCCGCCAAGAUCUUACACGUGUAGCUUUUGCCGGAGAGAGUUUAAAUCGGCUCAAGCCCUCGGUGGCCACAUGAACGUUCACCGAAGAGACAGAGCACGGCUUAAGCAAGCCGACGACCAAUACUUAUUCCCCAAAUAUCCUUCGUCUCCGGAGUAUCCAUCUCAUAAAGACAGCGAUAAUAUUCAUGAGACCUCUAGCUAUACUUUGGUUUUUAACUCCAAACCUAAUUAUUUUAAGACUCAACACUCUUGUGUUAUUGAUCUUUCUUCUUCUUCUUCUUCUUUACCAUAUUUGACUCCUUCUAGGGUUUCUUCUGGUUCACAUGGAAAGCAAAAUACUUCUUCUUCUUCCCCUCCUUCUUUCGUUGUAGAACCUUCCAAGAACUCUAAAAAGAUUCCCUCUUCUUCCCCAUGGUCGUUCCCGAGUACUUUUGUGGAGCAAAAGCGUUGUGAUCUAUAUGAAAUUCCGGCUAUGGAAGGAGAAAAGAAGAGAAAGACUGAGAGUGAUGUGCCGAAAAUCGGGCAUAAAGCAAAAAUUAGUCUUGGAAACACCACUGAUCUCUCGGUGAGUAUGAAUCUGGUCAUCCACCAAAGUUUUCCGAUUACUGCUCACGGUAGCGAUGAAGAGAUCGGUAGGGGUGAUAUCCGUAAGAGAAGACGAAGACAUGAGAGUCCGUCGCAGCAGUCAGUUUUCAUUUCAAGUUUAUCUUGUAAGAGUGGCAUAAUUACAAGAAACGAGGAGAGCAAACACAAGGGUGAUCGCCUUGAGGAUUUAGAUCUUGAGCUUAGGCUAGGGACCGAUCCACCAAAGGGAAAUUGAUUGAUGGACCGAUGAAUCUCUACCAAAACAAAGGAAAUCUGGCAAAUAUGUAAGUUUGUAUACUGAAAAAAAUUAAGAGUUUUUAUUUUU
Molecule: messenger RNA, 1141 nt
Organism: Arabidopsis arenosa
Lineage: Eukaryota; Viridiplantae; Streptophyta; Magnoliopsida; Brassicales; Brassicaceae
Source: the annotation of a GenBank genome assembly